Messenger RNA from Rodentolepis nana, 2181 nucleotides. The record is from the annotation of a GenBank genome assembly. Lineage: Eukaryota; Metazoa; Platyhelminthes; Cestoda; Cyclophyllidea; Hymenolepididae.
AUGGGUGCUGGAAAAGCUGGUAGUCAAAGGCUCCGAAGAACGUUUUCCCUUGGGAUCACGCCGUUAGCCGAGAAUAAUCCAGCAGACGAAUAUCUCUACGAGAUAUUAGUUUGCACAGGAAUGCGAAAAUCAGCAGGGACUAAAUCGACGGUAUGUAUGCAACUGAAUGGAACCAAAGAUGGUACUCUCCCUUGCACACUUCGUGAUCCUCACCGCCAAGUUCUAUCUCGAGGAAAUGUCGACCGAUUCCUUCUGGCAACCCGAAAACCACUUGGUGACCUACGUUUCCUCCGACUGUGGCAUGACAACCGCGGGAGAGGGGAUAGUGCAUCAUGGUACUGCGAUUUCGUCUGCGUCAUCGAUCUGCAGACAAAAACUCGCUUCAACUUCAUUGUUGAAAAGUGGUUUGGUGUAGAUGAAGGCGAUGGUCUGGUUGACCGCGUAAUUCCAGUCGCAGGACCAAUUGAUAGACUUCGAGUCUAUUAUAUAUUCUCGCACAAGGUGAAGAGUGAUGCAAGCGAUAACCACCUCUGGGCUUCGAUUUUCACACGUCCUGCUCACUCCCGAUUCACUCGUGUUGAAAGAGUCGCCUGCUGUCUUUUAAUUCUUUUCUUAACCAUGGUCUCAUCUUGCAUGUUUUACAGAAAUGAAGGGCCGGAAGUUGUUGAUUUCGAAUUCACGAUUGGGCCGUUUGCCAUUACACCCUAUGUGGCCUAUACGGGAGCUGUAACGUAUCUCAUAACCUUUGUUCCUGUCACACUGAUCAUGCUACUCUUCAGGAACUCCAAGCUUCGGGUCAGUCAUAUAACUCUGCUAAGGGGUGUUGUGGAAGAUCAUCUGGAUGAAGAAUUGGAAGAUGACGAUUAUGAGAAUACUAUAAGGGAGAAUAGACCACAACUACACCACUCUGCCCACAUUAACCAACAUCGACAGUCCUAUUCAGAAACACCAGAGGUGUUUGAGAAGGAAACAGAGGAAAAGAGCAAGGAAUCAUUGAAGAGCAAGCUUGGAGACAUUUCUUUUCCCUGGCAAAUGCGCAUUCUCGCUUGGUUCCUCCUUAUUGGAGCUAUUGCAGCGUCGGUUGUCUUCACCACUUUCUACGGAAUCAGUUUUGGUGAUGCUGCCUGCAAACAGUGGCUAUCUUCUCUCUUCGUUUCCUUCUUUAUGGACCUUUGCCUGACACAACCUAUUAAAGUCAUACUCUUCGCAAUAUUCUUCGCUGUGAUCUGUAGGUCGAAAGCAGGCACUUCAGACAUUGUAGAAUUUGCAGAGGAAGAUGAAUCACUGAUGGACAAACUGGGACGUCGAUACCGACUUAAUUAUGGGGAGGAGUAUCGACAUGAGGAAAUUCUUCGAGGGAGGAUUGAAACCUACCUAAUUAGACCUCCGGAUCCAGAAACCUUGGAAAGAGCUCGAAUUCAUCGUCAGAAAACGCGCCAAAUGUUCGAUAUGCUUCGCGAAUUACUUUUCUUCGUCGUCUUCUUUACCCUCCUCGUUAUUGUCUCAAAUGGUUUCCGUGAUCCCAUGGCAAUGAGAUUAAGGGAAAGCCUCACUUCUAUCUUCUUCAAUGGUGACGAUUUCAUUAAUUCCAUUGAUGGCAUUUGGAAUUGGCUAGAGAAGGUCCUGCUGCCGAAUCUAAGAGCUGGCAAGUGGUAUAAUGGUAUGCCACCAAUAGGACAACGUAGUUUAAUUGGUGACCGUAUGAAUCGAAUUAUGGGAUAUGCCACAAUGCGCCAAGUUCGAGUUCGUGAAGAAACCUGCAAAGUCGUCGAGGAAAUGCGAACCCUAUUUAACGACUGCUGUAGUCAAUAUCACGUUUGGGAUCAGGAUGAAUCUGAUUAUCUUCCUGGAUGGAUCCCAACAACAUUGGAUCAUCACAGACUUCAACUUGAAUAUCGUUACACAAAAGCCGAGGAAAGGGAUGGCUUUCUAGUUCAAGGUGGAUUGGGUAUCUAUUCUGGUGGUGGUUAUGUCCACGAACUUCGUGGAAGUAUAUCACAGCUCCUUGAAGAAGCCGCGAAACUUCGUGAACAGGGAUGGAUAGACCACCGAACAAGAGCAGUUAUCAUUGAACUUGCCACAUAUAAUCCCGGAAGUCACCUUUUUGGCAUCACCGUGAUAAAAUUCGAAGUUCCUGGUACUGGUGGUGUCAUUCCAUCUUUCAGAAUAGAACCUGCUAAU